Messenger RNA from Osmia lignaria (orchard mason bee), 2478 nucleotides. RefSeq names its product cleavage and polyadenylation specificity factor subunit 2 (gene CPSF2). NCBI's taxonomy places the organism in Eukaryota, Metazoa, Arthropoda, Insecta, Hymenoptera, Megachilidae. Gene Ontology annotation, cellular component: mRNA cleavage and polyadenylation specificity factor complex. Gene Ontology annotation, biological process: mRNA 3'-end processing by stem-loop binding and cleavage. Gene Ontology annotation, molecular function: RNA binding. The record is from RefSeq and is a predicted model, not a curated record.
GUAUUGCUGAUUGUAAACACUGAAAAUAAUAUUUAAAAAUUAUGAUUUAUUAUCUGAUGUUUCAGAUGCUUGAAAGCAAUUUCUAAUUGAAUUCAUUUUAAAUGGUAUGAUCAUCAUUUUAUUGAAAAUGUGCCAACAGUUUAAAAAUUUAUUAUCAACUAUUAAUACGAAUUGUAACAACUGAAAACAUUAUUUGAACACAAUGACAUCAAUUAUAAAGCUUCAUGCUGUUUCGGGGGCUAUGGAUGAAUCCCCUCCUUGUUACAUCCUACAGGUUGACGAAUUAAGAAUACUAUUAGAUUGUGGAUGGGACGAAAACUUUGACCAAGAAUUUAUAAAAGAAUUAAAACGACACGUCCAUCAAAUAGAUGCAGUACUAUUAUCAUAUCCAGAUCCACUGCAUCUAGGCGCCUUACCCUAUUUAGUUGGAAAAUGUGGUUUGAAUUGUCCUAUAUAUGCAACUAUUCCUGUAUAUAAAAUGGGACAAAUGUUUAUGUACGAUAUGUAUCAGUCUCGCCAUAAUAUGGAAGAUUUUGAUCUUUUCACCCUUGACGAUGUCGACGCAGCAUUCGAUAAAAUUGUCCAAUUAAAAUAUAAUCAAAGCAUAUCAAUGAAAGGAAAAGGGUAUGGAGUUACUCUAACACCUCUACCAGCUGGUCACAUGAUAGGUGGUACUAUUUGGAAGAUUGUAAAAGUUGGAGAGGAAGACAUAAUAUAUGCUGUCGACUUUAAUCAUAAAAAGGAACGGCAUUUGAAUGGUUGCGAAUUAGAGCGACUACAAAGACCAUCUUUGUUGAUAACAGAUGCUUUUAAUGCCACGUAUCAACAAGCUCGACGUAGAACUAGAGACGAAAAAUUAAUGACCAAUAUCUUACAAACACUCCGCGGUGGAGGCAAUGUUUUGGUCAGUGUAGACACCGCCGGUCGUGUAUUAGAAUUGGCACAUAUGUUGGACCAACUUUGGCGGAAUAAAGAAUCUGGCUUACUUGCGUACUCAUUAGCUCUUUUAAAUAACGUCAGUUAUAAUGUUGUAGAGUUUGCUAAAUCACAGAUAGAAUGGAUGAGUGAUAAAUUAAUGAGGAGUUUUGAGGGAGCUAGAAACAAUCCAUUUCAAUUCAAACAUCUACAAUUAUGUCAUAGUAUGGCAGAACUAAACCAAGUUCCUAGCCCAAAGGUUGUACUUGCAAGCACUCCAGACAUGGAAUGUGGUUUCUCAAGAGAAUUAUUUUUGCAAUGGUGUGGCAAUUCUCAGAACAGUAUUAUAAUAACUAGUAGAACUUCACCAGGUACACUCGCCAGAGAUUUAGUCGAAAAAGGAGGCAACAGAAAUAUUACAUUGGAAGUAAGAAGAAGAAUUAAAUUAGAAGGGCUUGAGUUGGAAGAAUAUCAGAGAAAAGAAAAAUUAAAACAAGAGCAGUUAAAACAAGAACAAAUGGAAACUGCUGACGUGAGUUCAGAAUCUGAAGAUGAAAUAGAAGUUGGCGGAGGAAGAGGAAAACACGAUUUACUUGUUAAACAAGAAAGCAAACCAGGUUUCUUUAAACAAAGUAAAAAACAACAUCCAAUGUUUCCAUUUGUAGAAGAAAAAAUUAAAAUAGACGAAUAUGGAGAAAUUAUAAGACCAGAAGAUUAUAAAAUAGCCGAGACUAUGCCAGAAGUAGAUGAUAAUAAAGAAAAUUUGGAAACAAAACCAGAGGAUGCUGCUCAUCAUCCAGAAGUACCUAAUGACAUUCCAACAAAAUGCAUUCAGGUUACACGUACAAUGACAGUCAAUGCAUCUGUAACAUACAUAGAUUUUGAGGGAAGAUCUGAUGGAGAGUCAUUACAAAAAAUUCUAGCACAAUUACGACCUCGAAGAGUUGUAUUAGUUAGGGGAUCUCAAAAAGAUACAGAAGUCUUAGCUCAACAAGCACAAAGUGCAGGUGCACGUGUAUUUAUUCCGGGUAGAGGAGAGACAUUAGAUGCUACUACAGAAACGCACAUAUACCAGGUGCGUUUGACCGACGCUCUUGUUAGUGGUUUGAACUUUUCAAAAGGAAAAGGUGAUUCUGAAGUAGCAUGGAUUGAUGCAAUGAUAACAGCCCGUGAUCAAGUGUGCCGGGAUGCUGUUGCUGGUACUGAGCCAGAUAAUGUGAUAGAUCAAAGCGACAAGAUACUUACUUUAGAACCAUUACCCUUGAAUGAGGUUCCUGGGCACCAAACAACGUUUAUAAAUGAAUUAAAAUUAUCUGAUUUUAAGCAGAUAUUGAAUAAAAGUAAUAUCCCUUCUGAAUUCAGUGGAGGAGUUCUGUGGUGUUGCAAUAAUACUAUUGCGGUUAGGAGGCAUGAGGCUGGGAAAGUAAUAUUAGAAGGUUGCAUUUCUGAAGAUUAUUAUAAAGUGCGGGAAUUAUUGUAUGAACAAUAUGCAAUUGUGUAAAAUAUUAUGUAUCUUUAUUCUAUAAAUUUAAUAUAAAAACUCCUAUUAAUUAUAUUCCAUAA